UGAUAGUUAGUGAUUGAAUCUAAGCCCCUCAUGGAGAUGGAUUGUCCAGAUCUGGCUUUGAUUUCUUGAAGCGGCUGUCCUCGACCUACAGAAGAAGAAGAAGAAGAAGAAGAAGGUGUAACUGGCUAUUCAUUUGCUUCUUCACCAUCAAAUUAAGGCAAUGAGAGUUCCUCGAACCCUUUCUGUCUGGAAAUUGGGAACCGUCAAUUACUCAGACGCCUUGAAGCUACAAGACAAGUUAGCAGCCUGUAGAAAAACUAACACGAUCUCUGAAACACUUUUAUCCCUUCAACACCCCCCUACUUACACACUUGGAAAACGACGAACUGAUCACAAUUUACUCAUCUCUGAGCCCGACCUUCGAAAUAUAGGAGCUGAACUACAUUAUACGCAAAGGGGAGGAGACAUUACGUUUCAUGGUCCUCGUCAAGCCAUAUUAUACCCCAUAAUGUCGCUUCGAGAAGUCGGGCUUGGCGCAAGGAGUUAUGUGGAGAAACUCGAGUCAACAAUGAUUGAGUUGGCAUCGGUUUAUGGUGUUAGGGCACAACAAGGUCAAAAGGGUGAGACCGGAGUUUGGGUUGGUAAUAGAAAGAUUGGGGCAAUUGGGGUUCGGAUUUCGUCUGGAAUUACUUCUCACGGUUUGGCAUUUAAUAUUGACCCGGAUAUGGAUUAUUUCAAGCAUAUUGUACCUUGUGGGAUUGUAGAUAAAGAAGUCACGUCGUUGAAAAUGGAGACAAACGGUCUGUCGCUUCCGACUGAUGAUGUUAUUCAAGACGAGUUGAUAUCUUGUUUCGCGAGAGUGUUCGGAUUUAAUGAUGUCAUUUGUGAAACGCGGAGGUUGGAAGAUAUUGAGGAGACAUUGAACUAAAUUGUGAUUUUAACAUUUGUGGUGUUUGUAUGAUUUUUUUUUAAAUACCAUUCUUUAAUGUAAACUAUGUAACUCUAAUCCAUUUUAUUAAUAUAAUUUUUUAGAUUUCAAGUUGUCUAUUUC
Molecule: messenger RNA, 991 nt
Organism: Impatiens glandulifera
Lineage: Eukaryota; Viridiplantae; Streptophyta; Magnoliopsida; Ericales; Balsaminaceae
Product: octanoyltransferase LIP2, mitochondrial
Exons: 2
Coding region: 161-868 (235 amino acids)
Biological process (GO): protein lipoylation
Cellular component (GO): mitochondrion
Molecular function (GO): lipoyl(octanoyl) transferase activity
Source: RefSeq, a predicted model, not a curated record